AUGCUUGUGGCGAAGAUCGCGCGACUCGCGGGUGCAAAGACUCAAUUAGAGCGACGUUUCGUACACGUUGGUGGCGAGUACUCGAGCGGCAACGACAGAUCUCUCUCGUUUGGCGAGAGAUCGACCGCGUUCGAGAGUCGUGUUUUGACCGGUGCGGUGAUCAACGCGGAUUACAUCGAGCCGCGACGAUUUUUAGAAGACGCUGGCGAUGUAGUGCUCGAGCGAGUGCGAGACGUCGUAGGAAGACAUGGUAGUGUGAAAGUGAACACUGCGUUCAACGGUGAGUUUGUGGCGAACGAUAAACGUGCCACUAAGGCCCAUUUUCACAAUAUAUGCAGCGACGAGGAUUUUGAACCAAGAAGACGAUUAUUUAAACCGCGAAUAAAUUAUUUUGAAGAAUACGAUCAAGAAGAAUUUCAUUAUAGAUUCAGAUUAAAACCAAGGACAGUAGAAAAUAUUUUAGAAGAAAUUGGAGAUAUUAUUUCCCAUCCCACGGGAAGAAAUAAUUGUCUUACUGCUAGCCAGCAGUUAUUACUUGCAUUAAACUUUUACGCAAAUGGAUCAUUUUUGCGAGUAGCAGAAGAUUUUGGCGGAAUUAGUGUACCUACAGCUAGCCGAACAGUAGCAAGAGUUUCUCAAGCCAUAGCUAGUUUAUGCCCAAGAUAUAUAAAAAUGCCUGAAGGCGAUGAAGCCACCGAAGUGAGACAAGCCUUUUAUAAUAUUGCCCGAUUCCCAAGAUGUAUUGGAUCAAUAGAUUGUACCCACAUUAAAAUACAGUCACCAGGUGGUGAUAAUCCUGAAAUAUUUCUAAAUAGGAAACAAUUUUUUUCUUUAAACGUUCAAACUGUUGCUGAUCCAUUUCUAAAAAUAAGGGACAUAGUGGCACGAUGGCCAGGAUCUUGUCAUGAUAGCCACAUAUUCAGAAAUUCUGCUUUAUAUGCUUCCUUGGAAACUGGUCGAUUUGGAGACAACGUAUUAGUAGGUGAAAGCGGCUAUUCAGUAAAAUCUUAUUUAAUGACUCCUUUACAGCAAGUGAGGAAUAACGCGGAGGCACUUUAUAAUGAAUCAAUAGUCCGUACAAGAAAUGUUGUAGAAAGAUCGUAUGGAGUAUGGAAAAGAAGAUUUCCAGCAUUGACAAUGGGAAUACGUUUAAAACUAGACACAGUUCAAGCUAUGAUAGUAGCUACAGCUGUUCUUCACAAUAAAGCCUGUGAUGAAAAAGAAAGGUUACCGUCAAUAAAUCAUGAACAGGAAAUUGCUUUGAUAAUAUUAAUAAUGUCCCAGUGCAAAAUAUUGAAGGUGAUAUUAUUGGAGUAA
This is a messenger RNA of Mycetomoellerius zeteki, 1317 nucleotides long. RefSeq names its product putative nuclease HARBI1. The record is from RefSeq and is a predicted model, not a curated record. NCBI's taxonomy places the organism in Eukaryota, Metazoa, Arthropoda, Insecta, Hymenoptera, Formicidae. The transcript has 3 exons. Bases 1 to 1317 code for a protein of 438 amino acids.